CUCGACAGAAAAAAAAAAAUUUUUUUUUUCAUCCCUUGCGCGACUGUUUGUUUUGAUGUCUUGUUUUGGAACGGCGUUUUAAAAAAUUGGAUCUUUUAAGCUUAACAAACAGUAAAUUCAUGGUAGAAUAAUUCAUUGUAAAGGCUAUUUGAUAUUUCAUGACUGUUAAAAAAUAACCUGUACGAAUUGGGUCAAUUGUAUCUCUGAAGCGUUCUCCUGAACGUUUCAUUAAGCAGAAUGUUUAUUUUGAAAAAAAAUAGACAAAGAGAACCAUAGCAACAAAGAACUUUGUACCUAAACUUAGAUUCAAAUUUAAUUGAACACCCUAUAUAAAUACAUAUUGUUUUCUCAAAAUGCUUCCUUCUCAAAGUCUGAAUGAAAAUCACACUCGUAACGUUUGUCUUUAAAAACCGAAUUUAUUUUGACGUGGAAGUCAAUCCGAUGGUAGACAAGCCUAUCGUUAUUAAGAAACGUGCAGAAACCAUUCUACAAAUUAUUCCUGGUAACCAGGAUCUCAGGUACAAAGGUGUCUUAUUGGAAAAGGACCAAGUGCUUGGGUAUUAUGGCAUUCAGGACGGUGACGAGAUCUUGAUGGAAACCAAUGGAAUGACAGGGACUUUUACCAUCAGCUUACAUAAUUCUGAUGGCUUUAUCUCCCACUUCUCUGUGGAUUAUUACAACACAGUCUUGCAAAUCAAAAAACUCGUACAAACCUUUUAUGGAACUUUCAUCUCAAGACAAUGUUUGAUGUUUGAAGGAAAAGAGCUGGAAGAAUCUAAAAAAUUAGAAGACUACUUUAUUGGGCCUCGUAGUAUACUUACAUUGAAAAUCAUUUAA
Messenger RNA from Mucor mucedo, 837 nucleotides. RefSeq lists its product as uncharacterized. Bases 376 to 837 code for a protein of 153 amino acids. The transcript has 2 exons. The record is from RefSeq and is a predicted model, not a curated record. Lineage: Eukaryota; Fungi; Mucoromycota; Mucoromycetes; Mucorales; Mucoraceae. Gene Ontology annotation, molecular function: protein binding.